This is a messenger RNA of Pediculus humanus corporis (human body louse), 1359 nucleotides long. RefSeq names its product Kynurenine 3-monooxygenase, putative. Gene Ontology annotation, molecular function: kynurenine 3-monooxygenase activity; FAD binding; NAD(P)H oxidase H2O2-forming activity. Gene Ontology annotation, cellular component: mitochondrial outer membrane. Gene Ontology annotation, biological process: quinolinate biosynthetic process; L-tryptophan catabolic process; NAD+ metabolic process. The record is from RefSeq and is a predicted model, not a curated record. Bases 1 to 1359 code for a protein of 452 amino acids. Lineage: Eukaryota; Metazoa; Arthropoda; Insecta; Psocodea; Pediculidae. The transcript has 11 exons.
AUGAAUUUUGAAAAUAGAAACAACAACAACAACAGCAGAAACGAUUACGAUGAUGAUGAUGAUGAUGAUACUACAAAAAGUGGAAAAUCAUUAAACAUAGCAGUUAUCGGUGGGGGACCGGUGGGAUCGUUAUGUGCUUGUUAUUUAGCUAAUCACGGUCAUAAAGUUUUCUUAUACGAAGGACGAGAAGAUAUCAGAACGACGGAAUUAUCAAAAGGACGUUCGGUUAAUUUAGCAAUAUCGGCAAGAGGUAGAGCGGCAUUGAAAAAAAUCGGUUUGGAACGUGAAAUCAUUUACGAACACGGUUUACCAAUGAUCGGUAGAAUGAUACAUGAUAAAAACGGUACGAAAAAUAUUAUACCAUAUGACGAAGUCGGAAAACAGUGCAUAUAUUCAUCGAGUAGAAAAUACGUUAACGAACUUUUACUCACGGCUGCCGAAAGAGAAUUUAACGUUAUGACGUCAUUUAAAACGAAAUUAAUAUCGUUGGAUUCGAAAAAAGGAAUAAUGAAAUUUACAAGAACGGACACGAAUGAAUUUUUCGAAACAACAGCGGAUGUUAUAAUCGGUGCCGAUGGUGCUUAUUCGACGGUUAGAAAAGAAUUUUUAAAACAUCCAAUGUUUAAUUAUAGUCAAGAAUACAUAGAACACGGUUACGUCGAACUUUCCAUACCGCCCGAUAUACACGGUCAAUUUUUAAUGGAGCCUAAUUACUUACACAUUUGGCCAAGAGAUACGUUCAUGAUGAUAGCACUACCAAAUCGUGAUAAAUCUUGGACCGUAACACUUUUCAUGCCAUUGAAAAAUUUCCAAGAAUUGAAAAAACCGGAAACGUUGUUAAAAUUUUUCCAAAUUAAUUUUCCGGAUGCUUUGAAUUACAUGACGGAAGAUGGUUUGAUUCGGGAUUAUUUUUCAACCGUUCCAUCACAUCUCGUUUCGAUAAAGUGUAAUCCGUAUCAUUUAAAAAAUAAAUUAUUAUUAAUAGGAGAUGCUGCUCAUGCAAUGGUACCAUUUUUCGGUCAGGGAAUGAAUGCCGGAUUCGAAGAUUGCGUACUUUUAGAAAAUCUCGUAACCAAAUAUAAAAGUGAUUUUAAUUUUAUCAUGCCUGAAUUUUCUAAAACAAGAUGUCGUGAUGCUGAAGCCAUUUGCGAUCUUGCCAUGUAUAAUUACAUCGAGAUGAGAUUUUUAGUUAAUAAAAAAACAUUUAGACUUCGUAAAAAAUUAGAUAACGUUCUAUAUAAGAUUUUUCAAAAUAAAUGGCUACCUUUAUAUAAUUCCGUCACUUUCACAGAUAUGAAUUAUUCCAAAUGUAUUGAAAAUCGUAAAUUCCAGGAUAAGAAUUCUAAGGAUUUUAGUUAG